Ilyonectria robusta is the source of this 888-nucleotide messenger RNA. Its product is annotated as oxidoreductase NAD-binding domain-containing protein. Gene Ontology annotation, biological process: ergosterol biosynthetic process. The coding region runs from base 1 to 888 and encodes 295 amino acids. NCBI's taxonomy places the organism in Eukaryota, Fungi, Ascomycota, Sordariomycetes, Hypocreales, Nectriaceae. The transcript is spliced from 3 exons. The record is from RefSeq and is a predicted model, not a curated record. Gene Ontology annotation, molecular function: cytochrome-b5 reductase activity, acting on NAD(P)H.
AUGUCUUGGACAAUCCAGUUUCGCCAAGUGCGACCAGCACCUCUCAUCGCCAGUCUCGCCGCAGGUGGUAUCGGUCUUGGAAUAGUAUCCAAACUCAUGAUGGGCACAGCCUCUGCAGAAUCCAAUUCUCCCCCCAAGGUCUUCAAAAGCGGCCCGGCGUUUGUGUCUCUGCCUCUUGAGAGCUCCGAAGCGGUAAACCACAAUACCAAGCGCCUCCGGUUCAAGCUACCCCAGGAAGAUGCAGUCAGUGGACUUGCUCUCACAUCCGCUCUGUUGACCGUUUCAUGGCCUAAGGGAAGUUGGGUGCCUGUCCCACGACCAUACACUCCUGUGAGCGCGUCUGAUGCACCAGGGUUUCUUGAUCUUCUUGUCAAGAAAUAUCCCUAUGGAAAAGCCAGCAGUCACUUGCACUCGCUAGAACCAGGAGAGACGCUCCUCUUCGCGGCACCUCUGAAAGGAUACCAAUGGAAACCCAACACUCACUCGCACGUCACUCUCAUUGCUGGAGGUGCUGGCAUUACUCCCAUUUACCAACUCGCUCAGGGUAUCCUCCGAAACCCCGACGACAAGACGGCCAUCACUCUAGUAUUCGGUGUGAAUGGUGAUGAGGAUGUCCUGCUAAGAAAAGAGUUCGAGCAAUUUUCCAAGGACUUCCCCGGUCGGUUCAAGGCGAUCUACACCGUCAGCCAUUCAAGCGAAUCAUCGACUUUUCGAAAGGGCUAUGUAACAAAAGCUUUGCUAGAAGAGGUUAUGCCACCGUCUAAACAAGACACAAAGGUUUUUGUUUGUGGACCACCAGCAAUGGAAGCGUCCCUUGUCGGCAAAAAGAAUUCGCCAGGAGUUCUAAGUCAGCUUGGGUACAGGUGGGAUCAGAUCCACAAGUUCUAG